AACUAUGCAUUUUAGCAUUCUAAAUUUAUAGUACUUUUGUGUAGAAGAUUACUUGAGUCGUUUACUAAUAAAUCAAAGUUCUCACUAUCAAAUUUAAAAUUCAAUUCCGUUUGUACAAUAUAAUGAUUACAACCAUGGGACUAGACGAAUAUCAAUGGCUUCGUGGAAGGAGGAGGAGGACUGGAAACCUUUCUGGAAGAAGCCAUUCCAGUUAAAGCCAAGCAUUCUGAACGAAGUGGUAAAACAAUUGCCUCAAGUAUUCCCACCACCCCAAGAGACCGUGAAGGAGUUGGCGGUAAUGUAUAUGAAAUUUAUACACAACAAUUACUCGUCUAGAGACAUCAAAUUUUAUGCUGAUUCUUCUAAACCAAAUUUGGUGACAGUCAAGAUAGCUUUGGACCUUCUUCACAAGGGAGAAGUAAUUGCGAUUCCAAGUGAUACUUAUUAUGAGUUUGUCUGUGACGCAUAUGACAUCGAUGCUUUGAACAAGUUGUAUUCUAUGUCAGAGAAUCCGAAGCCUAAUGUCAUUUUAUGUCUUGGUGGAUUGGAGGAACUCAAAAAGUAUGCGAAAAGAGGCUUUUUAAAGCUGAACGUUUUGGGCGGAAAAAGAAUACCAUUGGUGUCUGAAGAUCACAUGUAUCUGAAUCCUUUUGAGUAUAGGGUUGGAGUCCGUGUGCCGAAAAAUCCGUUCUUACGAGUGUUAGCCAAGAAGCUCGGACGUCCCAUAGCUUUUAUGAAAAGCACAGUCGUAUCCGAUCCUGACUGUCUGCCAAUUUGCACAUUGUGGCCGUUCUGGAGCCAAAGUGUCUUUCAAGAAGAUCGGUAUGAGUCAGUAGACGAAAUGAAAUUACCUUUGCCCAGUUUGUUCCGAGUGGUGAGAGAAGGACAAAUUGUUGAUGCCUAUGACACCUUUGCAAAGCGUGAUGCUCUCCGAGCGAGGAGGAUUGUUGUAAUCAGAAAAUAGACAGCCAUUCAUCAUUCUAAGUGUUUAAUGUUGUGUUAUGUGUCUAUCAAAAUGAAUGUGUUUAAAAGACAACUGUUCUCGUUCAAAAUCAAUCAAACGCUGGUUAAAAACUCUCUUCAACAGCAACUGGCGGUUAGUGUUAAGGAAGUACAGUCCGAUAUAGAGUCUGUAAGACAGAACAGUGAUUCAGCUGCGAGUUCUUUGAUUAUUGUGUUGGAAGCGAUUUUCAUACACGGACUCAAGGAAACGCUGCUGGACAAAAUGUCGCAAGCUAUAGGCACCGACCCUCAUCAUAGGCCGCAACCAAACUUUUGGGCACCACUACUUAUCUUCUCACACAGAGAUGUAAUACAGCAGGUUAACGAGUUGGUGCACGUAACGUCAGACAUUGGCAGAAGCAGAGCAUGGCUUCGUGUAGCGUUGAACGAUGGACUGCUCUCCAGCUACUUGCAGUCCAUCAUCAUCGACAACAGCGCUCUCACAGAAUACUACAACCGCCAGGCCUUUCUCAGAGACAUAGAACGUCUCGAUGUAGCUUUUGAUCUGAUCAAAGGCAUGGAGAUUGGUUGCUUCAAUUACGCUUGCAAUUCUAGUCUUUUGAACACGUGGACCAAUAGUCCGCUGCAGAUGGCGGGUAUUUGGACUCCGCCAAUGAAGUCCUGGCCUAUAGCUUCGGGCACCGAUGUUGUACAGACUCUACCGGACGACAGUAAUGUUGCUGACUCCUCCCAUGUUUCCAUCGCUUCUUAUUCCCUUCAAGAUUCGCUGCUCAAUCCCCAGCUCAUGUUUGAUGAGGAGGCCGCAUUGAAGAUAAUACUAGGUACACCAAUCGACGAUAGUCCGCUACGAGUACGACUGAACGAAGAAGACGCUGCAAUGUCUUCGUCAACACCAGACCAUCAUUGUUCGUCUAAAAGUGAGGCAACGACCAACUCUGCUACUGAUCUAGACGCGAUAACUCCAUCCGAGACGAAAAAUAUUGUUGCUUCAUCUAGCACAUUGCAGAGCUAUGAUUCGUUGCUAAAAAGCUAUAAUAAAGAUCCUGUGCUGAAACCGGUCAAUCUGCAACAUGUGAUUGAACAGUAUCAGAAUCAGAGCGAUGUGGCUGAGCCUCCCAACAAACCGGAACAAUCUCAGAUGACAGUUUCAACAAACUCCUGUUUGGACUUUGAAGUUAUCUCAAAAAAUACAUCAGAUGUGAUCAAUAUUCCAGACUAUAGUAUGUUGGUUUCAAAACUAACGCAUAUACCUUUGGAGCAAGGUUUAGCCUCUCAAAAUUAUAGCUGUGAAGAUUGCAAAACACCGUUGGGAAUCAAUAUGGAGAAUAUAAGAGUUUGCGGGUAUUCUGGAUAUUAUUAUUGUGAACGGUGCUUUUGUGCGCCAGGGGAAGAGGCAGUUAUACCCGCUCGAAUUCUGUAUAACUGGGAUUUCAAUAAAUAUCCAGUAUCCACGAAAGCUUCGAAAUUCCUUCAUGAAGUUCAAAACCAUCCAAUGUUUGAUAUGAAAACUAUCAAUUCCAGAUUGUACGCUGUGGUUGAAGAAAUGGCUAACUUACAGGCUCUACGAAUGCAAUUAAAUCUGUUGAGGGGAUAUCUGUUCACUUGCAACCAGCCUGUGGUGGAAGAGCUGAAGAAGCUAAUCUGGCCACGAGAGUACCUCUUCGAGCAUGUACACUUGUACUCUGUAGCGGAUCUAUUAGAAAUAUCAUCUGGUGUACUUGGUCAAUUGUUGGUUAAAGUUGUUCUGUUUGCAAGGGAUCAUGUUCUGUCAUGUACCCUUUGUAAGCUGAAAGGCUUUAUUUGUGAAGUUUGUUCUUCGCAAAUUAUAAUCUACCCGUUCGAUCUUCAGAAUUACAAGUGCAAUACAUGUAAUGCUGUUUUCCACUUGGUUUGUUUGAACAGACUGAAACCAUGUCCGAAAUGUGAACGGUACAGAAAACGUCAAAUUGAUACAGCAUGUAUGGAAUAGUAGAUUCAGCAGGCAAACUGAGGGAUAAAAGCGAUUUUGAAACAUUGCUGUUAAUAUAAUUUAAUAUAAUACCCAACAGCUGAAAAGUUCAAACACUAUAGAACGUUUGAUGGAAAUUACUCAAUUUCAGACCAAAGAAGUCCAUAUGGCCGAUUAAUUUAUAUGCUUUUAAGCUUUAAUUGAAAACCUAAUAAAACAUUCCACAACUCACAAGUUUCAAAAAUAUAAAACUUUCCGUGAAAACUCAAAGCCAUGAGAUCAGUACAUUUGUAAUGUAAAUAAUUUGAUUAAAAUUAAUUCUAAUGUAAUUAAUUUUGGUUGGUAAAUAAAUUUUAGUAAUGUAACUUUGCCAGAGAGUUAACAAUAUUAUUAUAUUUGUGUAUGCACUGAAUAGAUAACCAGGUAUGUGAUCAAAUCACUUUCACCUUGUGCGCUAUGAUGCUUGAUGUGACAUGAGCAACUUUUAAAAACAUAGAAUCGUGAUCAUUUGAUUUUAUAACGUUUGCAAUGUGUUGCUCAUGAUAUGUUGUCGCUUGGUGAAUCGUAUCACAUUACUGGACAUGCCAAUAUGAAUAGUAUCGUAUUACUGGACAUGCCAGUAUAAAUAGGCCUAGUAUCGUAUUAUUGGGCAUGCCAUUAUAAAUAGGCCUAGUAUCGUAUCACUGGGCAUGCCAGUACACCACUCAUUCUCUUUGCUAUGGGAUCUUCCCAGUUCUCAGUACUCUCAUACUUUAUCGAAAUUGAUCGUCUCAUUAAUACUUUAUAUUCUGUUUCACAGAACCCCAGUGUACAGAAAUUUUGUUUUAAUGAUAUUCGAGUUUUUUUAAUUCAAUAUAAGUUUUUAUAAUUUAAUUAUGAAUGCUAGAAGUACAGAACUGAAUUCGAAAAAUUUACCAUUAAUAAAAGAAAGGGUAUCUCUUUCCUUGAAAGAGGAGUAUCUCUGCGAUUUCCAUAGCUGGUUAAUCACAUAUCGAUAAAAUCUUCAGCACGAUUAGGCAGGACCAAAAUGAUGUGGAUUUUGAUCAUUAUCGACAAAUCAUCAUUCAAUUCGUAAUAUUGAAUCUUCAGACAUUGAACACCAUCUAAUUCAAAGCAUGUACAAUAAAGAGAUGAUGAGAAUAACAAUUUGAAACAAAUGAAGAAUAAUCGUUGCUAUUCUGACAAUUUCAAGUUCUGAAGGAUUAAUUUCCAAGGUGAAUUUUUCAAAUGAAUGAUGAAUUUUUCGAUUCGAUUCCCAUUCAGUCACGAAUUUUUAUUUUGCAUGCAAAAAUUAUUCUAAUGCUACUAUCUUAAAGAACUAUUUUUUCUAUUAUUUUUAAUAUAAUUUUUUUCAUUUCAAACUUCAUGGUCGCCAUUUUGUUGGAUGUCCAUUGUGAUGGACACUGUGACUCAAUGACCUAUUUGGAAGGAACUAAAAAUAAAAUGAGAAAUUCAGAAAUCGAUCAUAACUCAUUUAUUUCAAUCCAAAAAUACUCAUUCUUUUAACAAUAAACAUAUAUUAUAUUUUACUACUUAUUCCCUAAUCAGUAUGGAAUUUUAGAAAGCAGUUUCUGCCUCUCAUUUGACAUAAAUGAACAUUACAUUUUAGGCAGUAUACAUGUGUUUUUUUUUUUUGGAAAACCCCUCAAUUUGCACCUUGUUGCCUCUUUGUUGUCAUCUGUAGCCCCAAAAUGAGAAAUUUGGUCAAGACGUACAUGCACGACAGGUGGAACUUCCUGCCGUGGCCUGGAAGGUCCAGGUCGAGGAGCUGCUGGUUGUGGCUCCGCUGAUGCUUCAGCACUGCUUGGCCUACCCCUUUUUCGUUUUAGAAGUGGCUUUCCUGCCAAGAUUAAUGCUUCACCAACCUCAUGACGAAACAUGAGAAGGUCCAUAAUUUUGUUUUUUUGAACCCCCAACUGCUCUUUAUAUUCUAGCCAUGAAUUGACUAGAGCUAAAUCAAUUGAAUGGGCGAACAUUCUGAAAGUCCACUUUUUUGAUUUUAUAUGAGUCCUAUAAAGACUUAUUAGAAAAUCAAGAGUGUCAACCCCACCCAUAUUUUUAUUGUACAGCUGUACAACCUCAGGACGGGAAACUUCAAUAUACUCUUUUUGAUUUUUGUCCCAUCGUCUACACAAAUCAUUUUUUCCUAUCCCUACAAAAUUAGAAGCCAGAAUGACCGGCUUGUUGUCAUACCAUUUUGUAAUAAUUAUCCCAUCUCCACUCACUACCUACUUCCUGGGCAUAACCCCUCCCAUGCCUGAGCAUUUCCCUAUCAGUGAUUAGAGGGGGUUUACCAAAUCUGUUUACUCGUAUUGUCCAAGCUGCAAAGCAAUCUUUAUUGAGUAAGUAUUGGAACAAACUAUACGUACUGAAAUAAUUAUCAAAGUACAGCUGGUGGCUUGGUUCAUUAUUUACUCUAGUAUGGAGCUGCAUGACUGUACCAGCUCCAGCCCCAAACUGUAGGUACUUUUUUCGAUUUCAGUGGUAGCACCCUGAUACGGAAUAAAGUCAUAAGCCAAAUCAUUUUUAUCGCAGAGAACAAAGUUUUUAAUGCCAUAUUUGCAAGUUUUGUUUUUCAUAUAUUGACGAACAUUCAAUUUCCCUCGAAAGGGAAUCAUUUGCUCAUCAACACACAAUUCUGUUUGUAGCUCAAGUUGCCUACAUCGGUCGCGAACAGCAUUAUACAGAGGCCGUACUUUCCAGAAACGGUCUUGUGUAUUUUUUUCCUCCAAAUUAUUUACAAAAUGAAUAUUUUGCCUCAAUUUGAAAUAACGAUUGACAGGCAUAUUAUUAGCAAUUAAAUCAAUUCUCAAUUUUUGAUUCCAAUAACAUCGAACCCUUGGGUAAUUCAGAUUUACUAUCAAGACAUGAAUUCCAAAAAAGUGGCUAUUUCAUGUGAGUUACAGGGACCAGGGACUGAAAACUGCAUUAUUUUCAAGGGCAUAUAUGUUUGUUUUUUCGGCUGUAAGUUCCAUGAAACUAGAUGGGAAAUAUUUAUUGAAGAAAGUGAGAGGGGUGGGAAAAUCAAAUAUUUCUGGCACCUGAGGUUCAAACCAA
Molecule: messenger RNA, 5968 nt
Organism: Nilaparvata lugens (brown planthopper)
Lineage: Eukaryota; Metazoa; Arthropoda; Insecta; Hemiptera; Delphacidae
Gene: Plekhm1
Product: pleckstrin homology domain-containing family M member 1
Exons: 11
Coding region: 992-2932 (646 amino acids)
Source: RefSeq, a predicted model, not a curated record